Messenger RNA from Linnemannia hyalina, 1227 nucleotides. Lineage: Eukaryota; Fungi; Mortierellomycota; Mortierellomycetes; Mortierellales; Mortierellaceae. The record is from the annotation of a GenBank genome assembly.
AUGUCGCAGCACAACCUCUCCUUCAUCAACUCAUCCUUUACUACCAUCGCCAUCAACCUCCCAGAACUCGUAGAAUCCAUCCGCCACCACCUCGACCAAUCAGACCUCUACGCCUGCGUCCGAGUCAACCGCGCCUGGAACGAAGCCUUCAUCCCCCUCUUAUGGUACGCCAUUGACACCCAUACCCUGACCUGGUGCAAGAUCAUCAACGACGACGCUUCGGGGAAGAAACGAUCACGGAACGACACCGAGCGGUGGGUUAUGGCGAUUCUUGAAAAGUAUGGGCAUCAUAUCCGGCAUUUUGACGUCCAUUGGGAUGUGGUCCUGGAAGCGGCGGCGUUGAGUAGUAGUGGGUGUAAGGGUUUGGUCUCGUUGGCUGUUGAUGCGGUGUGGCAUAACCAUCGCACUUUGGUGACUGUACUGACUGGACCUACUGGUAGCCAUGGUGUUGAUGUUGUUAUGGGUUUUGAUGUUUUCGAUGAGGUCCACCCUCCGGUUACUUGGUCGACCCGAAAAUGGGCGGAGUUCAUGGACAUCUACGAGUAUAAGGAGCAGGCGAGACAUCAACGGGAUAUUGAACAGUUCUUCAGUCUCAUCCGACAGAACCCGGGACUCGUUCGGAUCACUUUCCCUGGGACCAUCAAAGACCUGCCGACAGGUCUGCUCACCGAGACGUUUGGCGGGCUGAGGAAUUUGAAGGAACUGGAUCUGGAAUGGAUGGCGUUGGAUGUUGAGGUUGCUCUGGAAGCAGUGCCCGGGGUGGAGAAGCUGCGAGGGUAUGCGCUGACAGGGUUCACGUCUCUGCAGCGGAGGUAUGGAGCCCUACGGGUUUUGAGUUAUCAACGCGAUAUCGAGUUCCUUAGCCUGCUUGUGCUGCUGAAGCACUUGCCUGGGUUGGAGGAGUUGUGGUUGUGGAAGAUCGUAUCAAACACGCCCUCAUCAGCCUAUAGUAUUGUGAACGCCGCUGUAUCCGCAACAGAGCUGUUCCCACAAGUGCGGGUGUUACGACUAGAUGGGCCAUUGACAAUACGGGACGAUGCGUUGAUUGCACUGCUGGUGGGGGUUUUCCCAGGACUGGAUCGGUUCUGGAUUCCGGUAGUGCGGGAGGAGGUCAAGAAGGCGUUGGAGAAGAAAUGUUGCUGGUUGAGGGAAAUCCACAGUGAUGGGCGGACGAUCGAGGCCUGGAUGACUGUCUUGCAAAGGAGGGGGCAACGAGAGGAUAGUUGA